This is a messenger RNA of Bursaphelenchus xylophilus (pine wood nematode), 1278 nucleotides long. The record is from the annotation of a GenBank genome assembly. NCBI's taxonomy places the organism in Eukaryota, Metazoa, Nematoda, Chromadorea, Rhabditida, Aphelenchoididae.
AUGGACCCUUUUGGACAAUCGCCUGCGCAGCCGGGCUCGGUGAUGAGUUCCUUGUUUGGAGCCGGAGGACAGACGCCAGCAUCUAACCAGACCCAUGGUACGUCUUGUCCUUAUGAAACUUUACUCUUUUAGGAGCAAACUCGAUCUUGAACUCAAACUUAAUAAUGGGGGGAAAUUCUAUCUUGGGUCCCGGUUCGCUUAUGAGUGGCACCGGUCCAGGCUCAGUCUUUGGGUUAAAUCCUCAAUCAGUCAUCGGGCAGACGCCGCAAUCAAAUGCUCUAAAUCAUGGGCCAGGAUCUAUUCUCGGCGGAUUGAGCAGUUCCGGCAAUGGUCCCGGUUCCAUGUUGAAUCCUUCGUCUGUUUUAAAUGGUCCCGGAUCAGUUCUCAACAGUCUAAAUAAUCCGCCAUCGGUUCUAGCAAGUGUUCGAGGACCAGGUAAGGUGGCUUGAGGUUUAUUAAAUUUUUUUAGAUUCCGUCAUAAAUAGUCAGAAUGGUCCCGGUUCAGUAUACGCGGAAAGAGAACCUGCUUCGGUGAUGAAUUUGAACGGUAUUCCUCAGUAUGGCGACGCGCCUCCUUCGGUAAUGCCUCUGGCUGUUCCAAUGACUCCACUUCAAGCAGAUUUCUUGGGUAAUAGAGACCUAAUGCCAGCCUCAAACAUCCCGACAACGGCAAUGCCGGCAACCCCGAUGAGUGUAGCCAUUGAUGUUCCUUCUCCCACCCUUCAAAAUAUUGUAUCGACAGUGAAUCUAGGAGUUCAACUGGAUUUGAAAAAGAUUGCCCUUCAUGCGCGUAAUGCGGAAUAUAAUCCAAAACGUUUUGCUGCUGUUAUUAUGAGGAUUCGGGAACCAAGGACAACAGCACUCAUCUUUUCAUCCGGAAAGAUGGUUUGUACAGGAGCCAAGUCAGAGGAAGCCAGUCGGUAAGUAUUACAUAAUAAAUUUAUGUAUUUUAUUAGGCUAGCUGCUCGGAAAUACGCUAGGAUUAUUCAAAAAUUGGGGUUUGAUGCAAAAUUUACCGAAUUCAAAGUGCAAAACAUGGUUGGUUCUUGUGAUGUCAAGUUCCCCAUCUUGUUGGAAGCCCUCUGCAUCAAGCACUCUCAGUUCUCAACAUACGAACCCGAAUUAUUCCCAGGUCUCAUUUACCGAAUGGUCAAGCCUCGCGUGGUACUUUUGAUUUUCGUUUCUGGAAAGGUUGUUAUCACUGGUGCCAAGUUUAAGAGGGAUAUUGAUGAAGCAUUCAAUCAGAUUUACCCGAUUCUCAAAGGAUUCAAGAAAUGA